AUAAAAAAACAUUCAAAUAUUACACUGACGAUGAUUAAAAAAAAUCAAUCCAACAAACCAUGAAUACUCUACUUCUUGGACAAACAUCACUUGUUCUUUUCUCUUCAACCUCAUUAAACCAAAACAAUAUUAAUUCAUCAAUAAAAUGUCAACUCAACACAAACGCCGGCAAAGGCUUUACAAGCAGAAAACCACCGCAAAAUGCAAAAGAAAACACUCAGCUUGACAUCAAAACCACCGCCACCAACUCGAAAGAUCGAAAAAAGAACGAAGACGACGAAAUACCACAAGAAGUUGUCUAUAGGAUUAUAAAAAGAAUCUUGAUAUCUGUUGGUGGACCUAUGGCUCUUGGCUUAGCAUCCUUGAAAUUUUUUGGAUAUGUUAAAGAGGAAGGGAUUUGGGAUGUGCCUAUUGGGGUUGUAUUUGGUACAUUGUUUCUAACAUUUGGGGCUUCUGCUUUGGGAAUUGCCUAUGGAGCUUUAUCUUCAAGUUUGGAUGCAAAUAGGGAAGGUUCUUUGCUUGGGUUGGAAGAAAUCCAAGAAAAUUGGGUUGAGAUGUGGAAAGAAGAAAAUGAAGAGAAAGAAGAUGAUAUAUACUAAUACAAUUAAGUAGAGGGUGAUAUGAAUAUCACAUUGAUUCUUGAAAUGUUUGUAAUUUUACUUUUAUUUCUUUUCUUGAUAGUAGAUUGAUCCCUUGUUUAA
Mercurialis annua (annual mercury) is the source of this 701-nucleotide messenger RNA. RefSeq lists its product as uncharacterized. The coding region runs from base 60 to 599 and encodes 179 amino acids. The record is from RefSeq and is a predicted model, not a curated record. The transcript has a single exon. NCBI's taxonomy places the organism in Eukaryota, Viridiplantae, Streptophyta, Magnoliopsida, Malpighiales, Euphorbiaceae.